This is a messenger RNA of Phycomyces blakesleeanus NRRL 1555(-), 1725 nucleotides long. RefSeq lists its product as hypothetical. Gene Ontology annotation, cellular component: mating projection tip. Lineage: Eukaryota; Fungi; Mucoromycota; Mucoromycetes; Mucorales; Phycomycetaceae. Bases 1 to 1725 code for a protein of 574 amino acids. The transcript has 4 exons. Gene Ontology annotation, molecular function: protein binding; phosphatidylinositol binding. The record is from RefSeq and is a predicted model, not a curated record. Gene Ontology annotation, biological process: conjugation with cellular fusion.
AUGAACCUUAAAGAAAAAGUUAAGCCUCCCCGCAGUUUACGCUCUACUCGUCUAUCGGUCGUAAAAAAUAAGAUAUCAACUCCCAUCAACUUUCAACAAUCGGCCAUUACCCCAAAGAUAGUUGCCAAAGCCUUGUUUGAUUAUAAAGCACAAACCCAACGCGAGAUCUCAUUCCACCAGGGAGAUUACUUUCAUGUUGAUAAAACAGACAAUCCUCAUUGGUUUGAAGCAUUCAAUCCAGUCACACACGCCAAAGGCAUCGUCCCGGUAAACUAUUUUCAAAUCCUCGAAAAGAACGACACUCCAAAUCACCUCGGCGAUCCAACCAGGACCGAGACGCAAUUACCACCUGUCAAAAAAAUGCAACCUCUUUAUGGUGUAGUCCUAUAUGACUUUCAGGCUGAGCGAUUUGACGAACUGGAUGCAAGAGCAGGAGAAUCUAUACUCGUAAUUGCACAAUCUAAUGUCGAAUGGUUUGUUGCCAAACCUAUUGGCAGAUUAGGUGGUCCUGGUCUGAUUCCAGUUUCGUUUGUUGAAAUCAGAGACGCCUUGACAGGACACACUAUUACCAGUAGUCAACCCUCAAACCCUCUCCCAAGAGUCGAAGAAUGGAAAAGAAUGACCAUGGGCCACGACAACCCUGAAAAACUGCACAACCCUAGCUCAUCAGCCCUUUAUUAUGCACCAAACACAAUAGAUACAUUCAGCAGGAUACCUACACACAACUCAGUUAAUACACUUUUGGGUAGCUCUAAUGCCGGUUCGGGUGCUGGUGGUAGUGCUAGUGCUAGUGCUAGUGCUGGUGCUAUUAUUACUACUGCUGAGCAGAUCGCCCAGGAGAUCGGCAAUCUGUCCAUUGGCCCUAGGGAUAAUUCAAGAGACAACACCAGAUCCAGGGUUGUAGCAGCCACAGUGGACUCCUAUGUUCCAGAAGGCGAUCAAUUCUGGUUUAUUGUGUUUGCUCAGAUGAGUGACAGACGACACAGAGUGCUCUAUCGCUUAUAUGAAGACUUUUAUGAUUUCCAGGUUACUUUACUUCAAGACUAUCCUAUAGAAGCAGGAAAAACCGGAAAACCCCGAAUUCUACCAUUUAUGCCUGGACCACAGACCGAAGUAGACGAAAGAUUGACAGCAAAACGCCAAACAGAACUCAACAUAUACUGUCAAGAACUUUUCCAAUUGCCACGCUACUUGGUAGAGAGCCCGUUGGUUCAGGAUGUAUUAUUUGUAUUGCAUGAGGGGGAUGUCGAGAUAGACUAUGAUCCACGGACAGGAGCACCGCGGCCCGAGAGUGUCGAGCUAUCACACAGCAUUUUGAUCCCAGAAGCAUUUGGUUCAAGUACGAUGAAUACUUUUACUCCUUUCGGCCGCAAUAGCAAUCCGAUCAAGGAUAUUUCUCAGACUAAUACAGCUACAGCUACAGCUACAGCUACAGCUUCUACAACCACAACUGCUGCAAAAAAUGCAAUUGGGAGCAGCAAUCUCAUUAAAGUCAAGAUUGCUUACAAGGAAGAGAUGUUUGCAAUCAAAGUUCCUAUCGAUUGCUCUUUCCAAAAGUUGCAUGAUAGAGUUCAAGAACGACUUGGAGGCUCAAAUGUACGACUCCGCUACAAAGAUCAAACCCAGGGGGAAUCUUUGCCCCUAGAAACAGAAAGCGAUAUAGCAGAAGCAUUUGAAUCAAGUCUAAAAAUUGGUAAACUAAUUCUUUAUGCUACACCACUAUAA